AGGAUUCUGUUUCGCCACUUUCGGUUUCCGCCUCUCUAACUUAAAAUCAACAAAAUUUGCACUUCGAACUGUAAUUUGUUCGAGAAAGAUGUCCAAAACGACAGCACCUUACGGUACAUGGAAGUCGCCAAUCUCCAGCAAGCUUGCCACGGAAAGCAGUGUCAGAUUUCAAGAGAUCCGUUUAGACCAAAAACCUGGGUUUGUCGCAGAAACUGUUUUCUGGAGUGAACUACGUUUUGAUGAGGGAGGUCGCUAUGUUGUAUGUUCCCUGAAUAAGAAUGAAAAAGAUUUCAAAGUUUGGACACCGAAAGACUUCAAUGCCCGGACCAAAGUCCACGAGUAUGGCGGAGGUGCAUUCUUUGUGUAUGAUGGAGCGGUCUACUUCUCCAACUUCUCUGAUCAACAGAUGUAUGUGCAGAAAUCACCCGAUUCUUCUCCAGAAGCAAUCACUCCAAAGGACUGUAACUGGAGAUAUGCGGAUGGAUCUCUUUGUUCAAAAACAGGAAAAAUAUAUUGCAUUCGAGAAGAUCACAGCCUUGUAGAGAAAAAGGAGGCAAAAGAACCCCAAAACACUGUGGUGUCCAUAGACCCUGUCACACAGAAACAGACAGUGCUGGCAAGUGGUUGUGAUUUUUACUCCAGUCCCAGAUUUUCACCAGAUGGAAAAAAGCUAGCCUGGAUUCAGUGGAAUCAUCCAAACAUGCCCUGGGACAACACAUCCCUGUUUGUGGGGGAACUCUCUAGUACUGGAGAUGAAAUUGUUCCUGGGACAGCCAAGCAAGUAGCAGGGGGUGAAGGAGUGAGUGUCAUGCAGCCAGUGUGGACCCCUGACAAUAAUCUUCUGUUCAUUGGUGACCAGACUGGCUGGUGGAACCUUUAUCAGUACUCUCCUGAUGGGAACCACCAGAACCUCCUCCCGUGUGAGGCGGACGUUGGCGUUUGUCAAUGGGUGUUUGGGAGACCUGAUUUCAGUGUGGAGCCAUCAGAUGGGGGCACUGUUAUCAUGAAAAGGAAAGAGGAAAUCUUAAAAUUAGACAUAAAAACAAAAGAAUAUAAGAAGCUGGAGACAAAUUGUACAUCACACAACAUGCUGACAUUUGGUCAGAACGGAGAGCUUUAUUGUGAAGUGGGGAGUCCUACAAAAUUCCCCUGCAUAGUACAGCUGAACACUCUCUCAGGGGAGAUUAAAGAAUUGCGUGUUUCCAAGUCUCUAUCCCUAGAUAAGGGCUAUUUUAGUGUCCCAGAAAAUUACACCUGGAAGACUUCGGACAAUGAUGUGUGCUAUGGAUACUUGUACACUCCACAGAACAAGGAUUACAGUGCUCCUGAGGGAACCCUCCCCCCUCUUCUUGUCAAGGCACAUGGAGGACCUACAGGCUACAGCUCCAACACAAUAGCUCUGGGUAUUCAAUACUUCACAAGUCGAGGAUUUGCAGUUCUGGAUGUUAACUACAGAGGAAGUUUUGGUUUUGGAACUGCAUACAGGAACAAACUAAAAACAAAGUGGGGAAUCUAUGAUGUGGAUGAUUGCAGUAGUGGGGCUCAGGCUCUUGCGGAAGAGGGUCGUGUAGACAAGAAUUGUCUGUGUAUUGAUGGGGGAUCUGCGGGGGGAUACACUACGUUAGCCUGUCUAGCCUUCAGGACCGUAUUUAAAGCAGGUGCUAGCCAUUAUGGAAUAGGGGAUUUAGAAGCUCUUGUCAGAGAUACACACAAGUUUGAGAGUCGAUACAUUGACAAUCUUAUUGCACCAUACUCUGCAGAAACCGUCAAAAUUUACAAGGAACGCUCUCCAAUAAACUAUGUUGAUCAACUUAAUUGUGCAAUGGCUUUCUUCCAAGGGGAUGAAGACAAGAUUGUUCUUCCUAACCAGGCUGAGAUGAUGUACGAAGCUGUUAUGGCCAAAGGCCUACCAACAGUAUUGGUCAUGUUCAAAGGAGAACAACAUGGAUUCAGAAAAGCUGAAAACAUACAAAAGGCUCUGGAUGGGGAGUUCUAUUUUUUUGCCAAAGUUUUUGGUUUUGAGCCAGCAGAUAAACACAUCUCACUCGAUAUAAAGAAUCUAAAGAAUUGAGAGCCACAGAGAGAACUGUUGCAGUCAUCUAUAUUUGUAAAUAACAUUGAUCCACAGGAUUAUUCAUUAUACCUAAAAAAAAAAAAAGUAUUCCAACCAUGAUAGCUAUGGAUUUGAUGAUUUUGCACUAUUUUCUUAUUGAAGCCUAAAACCAAUGUUUGUCAUACUGUUUUUGUUUUGGGGUUUAUAUAUAUAUAUCUAUAUAAGUGUGUCCCUGAGUAAUUGUUGACCAAUCUAAUUGAUUUGUAAAUGUUUGUUGUGUAAUUGGAAUGAAUAAAUUUCAAUCUGAUUGAAAUUGUUGCUACAAUAGAAAAACAAAGAUCAGAUCGAGGAUCUGAUUUUAAUCAGAUAUUGGAUUGAAUCUAGCACUGAAAUGAGAUGAUAUGACAGAUCUAUUCAUUUCUAGCAUUACAAUUAUCAUAAAGGUACCUUCUGUAUACUACUAUAUCCAGAAAACAACAUGGAAAUGUAUUUUAUUUACAAGUACUAAUUGUUACUGCUAUGUUUUGAUUGAUUAUAAUUGAUUAAGUGACCAAGCUGUGCCCAGAAGCCAAUAGGCAGAACAUAACCCAAAAAUCAAUGUUUUGUUGCACAUUUUACUUUUUUAGAUAAUUAAAGGUUUCAAAUUGAAUAUCAUCUUUUUUAUCAAAAGUUGUAGAAUUACAUGUAUAUGUAUUUAAUUGUUACUUUUCUGAGAAAUUUAUCAAUUAUUGAAUUUUAUUUAUUUUUUUUAUGAUUUACGAUCAUGUAAUAUUUUUUAGAUGUUGAAUCAUCGGUCUCACUCAAUUGUUUUUUUUUUUUUGUGAACCAAUAUAUUUAUAGUGAUGACUUGUAGAUCAGGAAUUGCAUCUUAGAAAUCAAUUAAAAUAGACCAAUAACAGCUGACUAUUUAUAGACUAAUAAAAAUUGUACAGAUCUUCA
Messenger RNA from Magallana angulata, 2992 nucleotides. RefSeq lists its product as uncharacterized. NCBI's taxonomy places the organism in Eukaryota, Metazoa, Mollusca, Bivalvia, Ostreida, Ostreidae. The coding region runs from base 89 to 2071 and encodes 660 amino acids. The transcript is spliced from 14 exons. Gene Ontology annotation, molecular function: serine-type peptidase activity. The record is from RefSeq and is a predicted model, not a curated record. Gene Ontology annotation, biological process: proteolysis.